AGCAGUUACCAUUCCAUCGUUACGGGAGAGGAGCUCUCCACGCUGAAAAGGUAGCAUUUGUUGAAAGGGGAUCCGGCUGCGUUUAACACCACCAUAUAUGGGCAGGGUACUCUGGUUUGGCCUAUUUCUUACCAAUUUGGAAAUGCACGCGAGGCGAGGCGAAAAUAAAGCUCCCGUUGCUAUGGAGAUGGCAAGGGUUUGGGGGCACAUUACUUUAGAUAGAAUCGGAAAAGUUUGUGUUGUGGGGUUCAAGCUAACUUCAUGCGUGUCGACUCGUAUUCGGAAACUAGGAGCAGUUACUUUGGAUAUUGGGGCAUCUGAAGACAUUCCUGUAUUUCACCAGAUAAUGCCAGAGGAUACUAUGAGAACGGAAGGAUGUGUUUAAAGUUUGGUCUUGAAUAACUCUGAGAGUUUGACCAUGUCUCACAGGCGAAAAAGUGCUCGACCCACGAAUAAGCAUUGGCGAAAUGGACCCCACACCUUUGAUCAUUCUCCGACACAGUCCGCGUGCGAGGACGAGGGCGAAGAAAGGUCCCCGCCAGCUGCCGACCCGGGCCAGGCCAUCGAGAUCCCCUCCGACAUCUUCAAGGACUUUCAGCAGCUGAAACACGCGACUAACCUUGACACGACCACCCUGAUGAGGAACCUGCUCAACGACUACCACAGACUUCCAGCUCGGUCGUCCUGGCACCGGCCCCUGGUGGAGGAGGAGGAGCAGAAAAGCCCACCACCGACAGUCGUGGACGACAAGCAGGUCAUGAGGGACUCCUCCGAGAGGGGUAUGUUUGACAUGGACAUGAAUCGGAGCUCUCCACUCGUGGACAGUGGCUUCAUAGAUCAUGGCUGUGACAGCCCCUUUGGAACUGGAACAGAUCAACCCUUGGAUCUGUCAGUCGUUGUGAAGUCUGAGAGAUCAACUCCAGAGAGUGUCAUUGGUCCACAAGACAAGAAGACCCUGGUCGGACAGCUACAGAGGAAGCUGAUUGGAGGAGACCGGAGUCCUGCUUCUCCCACCGUGUCGUCUGCUCCUUGUGUGAUGAUGACAUCUGACGUCAUCAUGUCCCACGUGUCAGGCCAAGGGGGGUUGGUUAUGACCUCUGCCAUGCCGAACCAGUGCAGGGUUGUGAUGUCAUCUGCUGUGCCCGGCUCAGGGACUUUUACCCUCAGUGGUGACAAGAACGAGUGCAACAUCAUGAUGCCGGUGCAAAUGUCGAUGCAGCUGCCGACGGUCACCAACGUCGACGGUGGACAAGGGGUUAUGACGAGUAAUAUCAACGUUGAAACAAGUAGUGGUCAGCAAAUAGUAGCCAUCCCCUUCCUGCAGACUGUGCCGGCCGUCCAGGUGCAAGCUGCUCCUAAACCCCAACCACAACCUCAACCUCAGCCACAGCAACAGCUUCAGCAGUUUCAGCUACAACAGCAACAACAACCCCAGCAACCGCAACCACAACCUCAUGUGCCAGCAAGAAGGGGCAGAAAGCCGGGAUCAGUCAACAAGGGAAAUAAGGCAUCCAAACCAGUGAGGUCAAAUGAAAUGAAAGUUGUUGCUGAGAACACGAUGUUCCCAGGUGUGUAUACGAGUAUUCUCAAGCUGCCCUGGAGCCGUCGAUCUCGAAGCAAGGCUCAUCCUCCAGCCCCUCCAGUGCCUCCUCCAACGCAACCUUCCAUGACGCUUCUCCCUGUUACAUCAUCCCAGGACAUAGCAACUUCAGAAUCAACACUAGCAACUUCAGCAUCACACUCACCCUCUACAACACAGUCUGUGAUGAUGGUGUACCCUAAUGCUACAAUAUCUGCUUUGGGUAAGCCAGUGAGAAAAAGGGGCCGACCUCCGAAGCUUCCAGUUCUUUCCCACCUCCUUGCAGAGAAGAAGCCCAAGAAAGACAGCCUAUAUACCCCAGUAGCGACAACCCUUCCUAGUCAGUCUUCCUCCAUAUCUGCCGAUGGAUCAAUGCUCUCUAUUCUCAGUACUCACAGUAUUGGAGCAGACACUUCAACUGAAGAUGAUAAAUUAAAAAAACUUCAAACUGUGUCUGAAUCCCAGGAUUCAAAGACCUUUCAGCUAAACACGCCAGACCAAUUCCCCGCUCCAACGACACAACACCUUGAAACCCCAGACCAAGGUACUGCAACAACUAAAGGAUCAAACGGUGCCAUGUUUCAAGAGAUGCUCCUGUCUUCCAAAUCACUGAUCAACAUCAAACCUAGAAAGCGACAAUCCAGCAACCUUAUCAAAUCAGGCGAGAACUUCAUAUGUACAUCUUUUAGAAUAAGACCAAGAGGCUCAAGACACAAAGCUCCAACAGAUUCCCCAAAGGCUGGCCUUCCACAAGCUCCGCCAGAACCCGUCCCUGCUUCACCAGCCAGCACAGACAUUAACCAUGCAUCCCCAGUUCCUCAAACAGAGCCCUUGGAAAGGGUCACUGUGUCUCCCACCUCCACAGUGGACGAUUCCCCUCUGUCUAAGAAUAUGUUCCACGAGCUCUACCACUGCAAGGUGUGCAACGAAAUCGUCCCAGCAGAUGAGAAACAGACCCACAAACAGCAACACGUUCCGGUCAAGUUCUUCUGUCUGACCUGCGGCUUGGAAUACUACAGUUUCCUUCAGGGCAAGGCAGGGGAGGACCCGGAUGCACCUCAGAGCUUUCAGUGCGAACGAUGCAGUGAGAACUACAACAGUAACCUCCCUUUGAGCAGCGGCCUUCACCUCAAGACGGAGUCAUUACAAUGUGAUCUGUGUGACGAACAACUGAAAUCUUUCUCCGAUCUCUGCGAACACAGGAGAGAGGUACAUGGCGAUGAGAAGAGGGGAAUUGAUAAUUAUCGCUGUGAUGAAUGCGGGAAAGUGUUUUUCACGGAGAAGAGUCUUGAUGCUCACAGAGAAACCCACGAGGAGAAGGAGGAAGAGUAUUGUGAGGAAGAAAUGAAUCCUGAAGAACUGGAACUGGCGAAAGAGUUCUCCAGUAAGAAGGAGUACACGUGUGUUUAUGAUGGCUGCAAAAAGAAGUUCAUGAAGAAGUUCCACCUCCAAGAACAUAUUCGUGUGAAACAUUUCAACAUCCGGGCCUACCGGUGCUCGUGGCCCGGAUGCUACAAGGAGUUUGCGGCUGAGCGCCAUCUUAAGGUUCAUUUGUUGAUUCACAAGGAUGAAAAGCCGCUUAAGUGUGACUUCUGUGACUAUAGGUGUCGCCAGCGAAAUGCUAUGAACUGGCACAUGCGCAAACACCCGGAAGCUCCUUACAGAUACCGGAAGUUUGGAAUGCUUUCCGGGGGCGAUGACUGAGAGUUUAUGAUGUGGUGUGUGUCUGGUGUCCUAAGUGACCAUUCAAAACGGUCUGGAUUCUUCGGGAACAUCUUCACGAAUCUACUUUGAUCAAAUUAAAUGACCAAAAUUAUGUUGUGUUCAAAAAAGGUAUGAGUUCUCGUUAGAUGUUAACUAAUGCAGGGUGUUUAUUCCCUGAGUGCCGCUAUGAAGUCAUUUGUAACAUUAGCAUUUGAAAAGACAUAUGUAACCGUACAAUAUUCUUGUGCUAAUGAGGCCAGUUCCAUUUUUGUUUCAUUUCAAAGAAUUCAUCUGAGAUUGACUUCAUUAUAACACGAAAGGAAACUCUCAAAGACUUUGUGUCAAAUUCGGGAUUAUCGACAUUUAAGUAGCACUUCUUGUUUGUGUUUGAUAAUAUUCUCUAGGUUCCGAAGAUUCGAAUCAAGAACAACUACUGAAUUCCUAAGAAUUAGCAAACUCGUUAGCUCAAUCAUAUCGCUGGAAACAGUCUUUUCACUUUAUCACACUACUCAAUACAAAUGAUUGUUACUGCAUAGAGAUCGCAUAUGCGCAUGUGCGUGUGUGGAUGUGUAUGAGAGUGUGUGUGCAAUACCCUCCAUCAUGUAACCACUAUACAAUAUCAAAGUGCGCGGUACAAUUAGGGGUUAAGCAAUAUUACUGUCAACAUAUAUAGUAUUGUUGGCACUGUUGUCUUCAUAAGGACAUGCAGUUUUCCAUAAUUAUAUACACAAGACUUACAUCAAACCGAUCCCAUUUUCGAACCUUUAAUAAACGUAAUCAUUACCCUUCGUCCAUGACGUCGAACGACAAAUGUCAUGUUAUAUGACGUCCCGCGACAAAUGUCAUUAUAUAUGCCGUCCAUGACGUCGCACGACACAUGUCAUGUUAUCUGCCGUCCAUGACGUUGCACGAUAAAUGUCAUUAUAUAUGCCGUCCAUGACGUUGCACGAUAAAUGUCAUUAUAUCUGCAGUCCAUGACGUCCCGCGACAAAUGUCAUUACAUCUGCCGUCCAUGACGUUCCACGACAAAUGUCAUUAUAUCUGCCGUCCAUGACGUCCCGCGACAAAUGUCAUUAAAUCUGCCGUCCAUGACGUCCCACGACAAAUGUCAUUAUAUCUGCCGUCCAUGACGUCCCACGACAAAUGUCAUUAUAUCUGCCGUCCAUGACGUCCCGCGACAAAUGUCAUGUUAUCUGCCGUCCAUGACGUCCCGCGACAAAUGUCAUGUUAUCUGCCGUCCAUGACGUCCCACGACAAAUGUCAUGUUAUCUGCCGCCCAAGACGUCCCGCGACAUAUGUCAUUAUAUCUGCCGUCCAUGACGUCCCGCGACAAAUGUCAUUACAUCUGCCGCCCAAGACGUCCCGCGACAUAUGUCAUUAUAUCUGCCGUCCAUGACGUCCCGCGACAAAUGUCAUUAUAUCUGCCGUCCAUGACGUCCCACGACAAAUGUCAUUAUAUCUGCCGUCCAUGACGUCCCGCGACAUAUGUCAUUAUAUCUGCCGUCCAUGACGUCCCGCGACAAAUGUCAUGUUAUCUGCCGUCCAUGACGUCCCGCGACAAAUGUCAUGUUAUCUUCCGUCCAUGACGUGCUUGUUAGAAGCAUACAAUCAAAAUUCUAGAUAGCAUUUACAUUUCAAGAUAUGAGCAGUACAUAGAUAUGUCACAAUGCAUACAGAUUACUUGAAUAAAAGUCGUAAAGUCCAUAUAGUCGGUUUAUCGAAGCUUUUGUUAUCAACGAUAAUAUUCCUGCGAAGAAAAUUCAGAUACCUCGAACUAUAUUUCAAUUCGUUAUAUCGGGGAAUUUGACUUCGUUCUUAUAAUGCAAUCAGACAAAAGGGAUUAUUUUUUAUGAAACAAAUAUGUGAAUAAAAAGAGAAGAGUUAUUGUAAUAAAAAAAAUUUUAAAGGAUUUUUUUUCUAUAAAUUGCAUCCACAUUUGGCUUCUCCAAUGUACCCACAUCAAUAGCUAUAUGUAUAUUUUGUUGUUUGUAUAUGUCGAAUAUUGUGUUUUUAGUUUUUAACCUAUAUUCUUAUACGGUCGGCGAAAAGUGCAAUAUAUGUAUUAUAUCUAUGGUUGUGCUGUGGUGCUUAUUUUUAUCUGUUGUCUCCAAUAUAUUGAAUGUUUGGUAUUUAUGAAGAAAUCCUUCAGGACCUGUUUUAAUAUCCUUAUACUCACAUAAAAAAAGAUAUUCCAUUUUUUCCAGAUUAUCGAGUAUUUUCUCUCGAAUAUCGCGUAUAUCGACUACCCGUGUGCAUCACACGUCCUUGUUUGUUUGUGCAGAGUUACGUCCCUUAUCCGUAGCAGGACCAUACUCGCCCGAGUUUUCACCCGAGUUGUAAAUGAUCUGUGAUACUUCAGGUUUUCAGCACACAACCUGACAACCGUGUUGUACUGAAAUAUCGCACUAAGAGCUGUUAAACACAGUCUCUGUUUAUUGAUUUUACCAUAUCACGGCGGUCUGUAAAAUUUCAGCCUGGGACACACAACAUGAGCAACAUGGUCGAUAACAUGAGCAACGGUCCACGUUGUCGGGUGCGAUCAACACAAUCAACCAUGUUACAGAUUUAGCUACGGCAACUGAUUUACUCGAAUAUCCGGGGCAUUGUAUCUCAGUUCUGAUGUCAUAAAUACCUUAUUACCAUUCACUACCUCAGUUUCGGUUUCAACUUUUGAUAUGUUGACGUCACUUCCGGAACGAAGUUGUGGUGGUGGAUGUAUCCAGGGUAUUUAUCAUGACUGAUUUGACAUAUAAUGCCAUGGAUAGGAGAGGAUGAUCCGCAGUCACUGGAACCCUGCUAAGUGAAUUAGAAAUGAGGCUGAAUGAAACUGGUGCUCGACUGAUAUAAUUUAAAUUAUAUACAUGUUUUGGGCUAUGAAUAAUCCCGUGAGCAUACAGAAAGAGGUUCAGUACUGGUAAUUAAACAUCUUUGGUCAUGGUUGGUUUGUUGUGGCCAAAUGGACUAAACAUUGUGAAAUUUAACUGGACAAUUCGGAAGUGUGUUUUUUUAGUUUUAAAACCCUGUAUAGAAAGCCUGGUAUCUUACUUACACCGUCAAGAUUGUGUGUUUUGUUCAUAUCUCGUGGAUUGUUAAUUCGGAUAAGUGUACGAUUGUCAGUCAGGAUCUGGGCCCCGUUGCACAAAGCGAUCUUAGCCCUCCGACUGUCGUAAGCCUCUAAAGUAUGGGCGUUACAAUCACCUUAGCGCUAAGAUAGCUUUGUGCAACUGGGCUCCGGUAAUAUCAAUCUCUUCGGCCGAUUCCUGAGCGUAAUUUCAAUCAUGUUCUGGGUAGCCUCUUGUUACACGGUUACAGGGUGGGGCGAAUAUUUCCAACUGCAGCGCACAGAUUGAUGUUUCAUUUGUCCCGUGUUGUGUAAAGGGUACAAAGACCUUAUCUCCUCCGUCCAACGCUAUUCAUAUGUAAAUAAUUACUCAUGUAGAAAAUUAAUUUCGGAUAGAAUUUCACGUUGUUCAACACUAAACGGCGUUUUCUCGUUUCAAAGGAAAACCAUUGAUUAAACCAAGCAGGAACACAAUUUUAUGAUUGUUUAAAUACAAUGUUUAUUUGGAACUAGCAUUUGUGAGUUUCAUGCAACAGGGGUAUACAUCACAUCGUUUAAAUAAAAAUAACUCAUGUUAAGGUAUUUGAUUAAAGGUUUAAUAUCUUAAAAUAUAAACAGAUAUUUAAUUACAAUUGGUAACGAAAAAGUGAUAUUUUACUAAUAUAUUAAAUUAUUUUCAAAACAAAUUAUUUUCGACGAUUGGAAAUCGUUUGGGUUUUCAAAUGUCUCUCAUUUUUAGUAAAGCGUCGGAUUUUAAAUCAAGACACAUAUCUCUAUUCAUAAAGUGUAUGGUAAUAUUCCUUCGUCUAUUAAUUUUUAUUUAUUAUUUGUUUACAUCCUCAUUUUUAGCAUCACCCAUGACUUACUGCUUAUCGUGGUGUCGACUUGUCAGCGGCCUUCAAUCAAACAGUAUUUUCUGGUUACCAUGACGAUGUAAUUCGGCUGUUAGUGGUGUAUAUCAAAUGUAUUAAUAUCAGACAAAGAAAUAAAGAAAUUUAUAUUUUGUCACAA
Haliotis rufescens (red abalone) is the source of this 7355-nucleotide messenger RNA. RefSeq lists its product as uncharacterized. The record is from RefSeq and is a predicted model, not a curated record. Gene Ontology annotation, cellular component: nucleus. The transcript has 3 exons. Gene Ontology annotation, biological process: regulation of transcription by RNA polymerase II. Lineage: Eukaryota; Metazoa; Mollusca; Gastropoda; Lepetellida; Haliotidae. The coding region runs from base 419 to 3283 and encodes 954 amino acids. Gene Ontology annotation, molecular function: DNA-binding transcription factor activity, RNA polymerase II-specific; RNA polymerase II transcription regulatory region sequence-specific DNA binding.